AUGCCAUUGGUCAUCAAACAUGGUACCUGUCAAGAACAAGACAUAAACACGAGAUUACGGCCAGUGGUCCGUGAGGCUCCGCAGCUUAUCCCCAAGAGCAGGCACAUCGUCUUUGGAAGCCUUCCUUCACAGGACAACACCUGGGAAUGUUGUGAUGUGUUGCUUGUGAAGCACCACAUUCCAUGGGGCCGUGAACUCCUCGUCAUCGAUAGUGGCUCGUGCUUCUCAAAUCCUUGCGAUGUUCGGCUACUGGAUCUGCAGCCCCCUACCAUCAUGCUAAACCAACCUAGAGAAUUAGAGGGGGCGAAGCUGGGACUGACCCGCGUCGAACUCAUCAGCUGUGGGGAGUACCAAGAACCCAGGUCGAACCCAGGACGAUUCAGCAAGUGUGGAAUCGACCUCAGUCUUCCAUCCUCCCAAAGACAGUUCAGCAAGCUGAAGAGCCUUAACCUUUCCAACAAUCACUUAGGAGACUUUCCUUUGGCAGUGUGCAGCAUUCCAACCCUGUCUGAACUCAACGUCUCCUGCAAUGCGCUUCAAAGUGUUCCAGCGGCCGUCGGUGAUUUGAACAAUUUACAGACUUUCUUGCUGGAUGGGAAUCUCCUUCAGAACCUUCCUGCUGAGUUGGAAAGGAUGCCUCAGCUUAGCUAUCUGGGACUUUCUUUCAAUGAGUUCCAUAGCAUUCCAGAAGUCCUGGAGAAGUUGUCAGCUGUGGAGAAGCUCUGUAUGUCUGGAAACUAUAUAGAGGCUCUUAAUUUCCAGACACUAAGGAGAAUGCCACACGUUAAACAUAUAGAUUUACGGCUAAAUGUAAUCAGAAGGUUGGCGUCAGAUAAUGCUGACUUCCUGCAUCAUGUGACCCAGCUUGACCUACGGGACAAUAAACUAGGCGAGCUUGAUGCCACCAUCUUCAAUAACAUUGAAAUACUGCACUGUGAAAGAAAUCAGCUGGUAACGCUCAAAAUCAGUGGAUACUUGCUGAAAGCUCUCUAUGCCACUUCAAAUGAACUUGUUCACCUUGAUGUGUACCCAGUUCCAAACUAUCUAACUUAUAUGGAUAUUUCUAGAAACCACCUUGAGAGCCUUCCUGAAUGGGUUUGCUACAGCAGAAAGCUAGAAGCCUUAGAUAUCGGCCGCAAUCAGGUCCGCGAGCUGCCUGCCCGGUUAUUUUGCAAUAUCAGCUUGCGGAAGUUGCUUGCGGGACAUAAUCAAUUAGCAAGACUGCCAGAAAGGAUCGAACGGACGCACAUGGAGGUGCUUGAUGUACAGCACAACUUGCUAACGGAGCUGCCAUCAAAUCUGCUGCUGAAAGCUGACAGCUUGAGGUACCUGAAUGCUUCUGCCAACAAACUGGAGAUGCUGCCACCUGCCACUCUUUCGGAAGAGACCUGCAGCAUUUUGCAGGAACUGUAUUUGACCAACAAUCACCUCACAGAUAAAUGCGUUCCCUUGUUAACGGGCCACCCGCACCUAAAGAUCCUGCAUAUGGCCUACAAUCGCCUACAGAGCUUUCCUGCAAGAAGUACUUGCAGAUGAAUGCAUUAUUUGCACACAAAGAAGACACAGAGCAUUGAAGAAGAUUUUCUUGUCGAAAAGGCUUUUCAGCACGCAGGCAUUUUGCAGUUUUGGAAUUACAGUCUUCUUGGUUUCAGCAAUUUGCGCUUUUUGGAAUUACAGUCUCCUUGGUGCUUAUUUGGAAUUACAGCCUUUUUGUUUCCAGCAAAUUUGUGUAAUUUGGAUUCCAGUCUCCUUGGUUCCAGUAAUUCAUACCUGCUUACAAAGUAAAUUGGGUUGAGAUUGCAGACCUUUUGUGAGUACUGUCAGCCAUCCCUUGCAGGAUACCACUUUAAUUUGUACUAUCUCUUUAAGAAGAAUCGUGGUUCAAUCUUCAUUGUCUACAUCUGCCGGACUUUUGGGAUCUUUGUCAGAAUAUGGCCGCGGGGGUUUAGAUUUGCAUCUGUAUUCCUAAUGUAAUAGCUUAUCACCUGAUUAGUUUUUUUGCACAAUACAAUUGAUGUUUAGAAGGAC
Sphaerodactylus townsendi is the source of this 2028-nucleotide messenger RNA. RefSeq names its product PH domain and leucine rich repeat protein phosphatase 1 (gene PHLPP1). Gene Ontology annotation, molecular function: protein binding. NCBI's taxonomy places the organism in Eukaryota, Metazoa, Chordata, Lepidosauria, Squamata, Sphaerodactylidae. The transcript is spliced from 12 exons. Bases 1 to 1536 code for a protein of 511 amino acids. The record is from RefSeq and is a predicted model, not a curated record.